AUGGACGAUUUUCCCACCUCAUACUUCACUCCAGCCGCGCAUGACCUCCUGUUUGCCGUGUGCCGACAGCUGGAGAUAAAUGGGAAGCAAGAUGAGGUCAUUGCUGACCUGGGAGCCCGUGAGCCUGGGGAUGAGUUGGCUCUCGUGGAGAGCCUUUUCAGCCCACGCACCGAGGAAUCGAAUAGGGCCAACCAUGUGGUGGCUUUCUACAAGACCAUUAGGUUUGAGCGCAAGCUCAUUAAGAUUCGAGUCACUCCGGGCACAUACAUCCUCCAGGCGAAAGGGCGUUCCGAGAUGUCAGAGCAUUCUAGCAUCGCAACUGUGACCACAGAAACAAGCGCUACUUCAGAAGCCACAUCUGGGAAUUCUUCAACGUAUAUAGAGCUGAUUGCAAAGGUAAAGGAACCGUUUCCGGACUUGGAAAUGGAUGAGGGAAAUGUUGCGGGGGGAGCUACAAGGAAAGUGGGGAAGAACGCGGAGGAGGGGGAGGAGGAAUGGGUUGAACGUGAGGAAGAAAUGGAAGAGGAAGACGAGGAGGAAGAGGGAGAGGAGGAGGAAGGGAUAGAAGAGAGGCAAUACGAUGCGUCACAGCACCUAAUAUUCGCUCGGACGUACACUCGGGUGAACCUGCAUGCCACCUCCAUUCCUCUUACCGACGAGGAGGCCAGGGAGAUGGGCGUAGAGCGGUGUGUCUAUGCUCUUCGCUGCCACGACCUCGAGACAACGUUUCCUGGUGCAGCGCUGCGUGAUGACCUACCACCCAUUACCAGCCUCUUCGAGACCGGCGUCAUUCUCUUUCCCACUCUUGUCUGCUCCAGUGCUCUUGUUACCAAAAUCUAUCAGCCUCUACUGGCCUACUUGUCGCACAGAAACGCUAGCAUGGGCCUUGACUUGGUGGACGACUCGAGCAUCGAUGACAACGCCUCUGAUCCAACGCGGACAGCAGCGGAGCGUCUACUCUCAGGGGCUGCCAAUGUCGGCACAACAGAAAUCUCGGCGGGUGAGGUGGAAAAAGCGGCACAGGCGGCAACUGGAGAGGUUCAACGUCUACGUGAUGAAUUUGCGGUGAAUCUGCACAAAUUUCAGAGCGUUCUGGUUGAGACUGAGUCCGCUCUACAUGGAGUCUUUCAGCUACCUCAGCCUGAUUUCCCACUACCAACGAUGCAACAUUGUCUCGGUGGGCUACCACCCGAGGUCUUUGAGCCUUUUAGAAGUCUGGUCGGCAGAUGGAAUGCAAUCAUCGACAAGACAAUCAACGACCUAAACAAGCCACGCUCAGUGACGGUGGGGCCUUUGGAGGAGGUAGAAUACUGGCGGUAUCGCUGCAAGACCCUUACCACAGUGAAUGAGGCGCUGCGCAGCAAAGAAGUAGUGAAGGUGGUGGAGUGUUGGAACGCCCUCGCCAACCUCGAUGCCACACACUUCGAUCGCGUCACUGAGAUCCGUAUGCUGAUGGCGGAAGCCAAGGAUAAUGCGAGGUUCCUCCUCCUGGUCGAACGUCACUUCAAGAACGUGCAGUUCGCUCAUGGUUUUAACAUGGUGACUGACACAAUACCUGCAAUGCUGCAGUCCCUCCGCCUGAUCUGGACCAUCUCGAGGGGCUACAACAAGGACGAACGAAUGGGUCCCCUGCUGCAGAAGAUCGCUUGGGCUCUCUAUGAUCGCGUCAUUCGUGUCAUGCACAUUCCCACUCUCUUCAGCCACUCUGUGCAGAGCAUCCUUCGCGAGACGGAAGCAGCAAUGCGGAUGCUCACCAUGUUUGAGUCCACUUAUAUGCAGGAGCGCCAGCGCGUGGAGGCCACGUCACAAGACAAUCGGUGGGAGUUUGAUCGUAAGCUCCUCUUCGGCCGCAUCCACUAUGUCACACGCGUGCUGCAAGACAUCCUUGAUAUGGCAAAUUGCGCUAAGGAGUUCUACCGCAUGUUUGGACCCGAGCUGAAGAAUAUAACGGGGGAAAGCAAAACUCUGACGGAGGUCCUGCGUUUGGUGGAUAAUCUAUUCAAUCCUCUCAAAAAUCCGAAUCUGAAGUGCCCUUUCCUACCCCAAAAUGAGAAGUUUUGGAACCGUCUGCAAGAGGAAUUCGCCGACAAGGUGAGCCUGAUUGACGCCAAGGCAAAGAACUUCAUUAACGACUACUUCGCUCACAUCCGCGGUGCAAACAACGCCUUUAAUCUGCUUGAACGCUUCAAGGCGGUGAAGGCUCGUAGCGCCAUUAGUUGCCUCUUGAAGGACAAGUAUCGCGAUGUCCUGCGUAGCUUGAGAGUGGAGUUAUCUCGAGUAGAGCGUCGCUUCAUGGAAAAGAAGGACGACCCCCAGACCGGCCGUUACAUCCCACCAGUAUCGGGAGCCAUCCGGUGGGCGCGUUUGACUCUAAGUACGGUGAAGUACAGCAUUGUGCGUUUCCUGCACUCGCAGCCAGAUCUCUUUGAGGAGGAGGGGGACAAUGAGGCUGAGGCGGAUGUGGAGGCAGAGGAGGAAAUGAGCCAGAAUCAGGGAGCAGGUGACCAGGCGGAACAGGAGGGAGGUGACGCUAAAGUGGGGAAGAAACGCGGUCGAAGUGUACGGCAGCAGUACAUUGAGCUGGCACAUAAAUUACGGGAUUUCGAAAUGGACAAAUUCAGGGCUUGGGAGAGCGACAUUGUGGCCUCAUUAAAUGCCCGUCUUAGCCAAUCCAUCCUCUUCAAAAACCCCACUGUGCUGCCUUUCCAUAAGGCAGCAGUGAACAUCAAACCGCCACCGACAUGGUGGGCAGGAGCUUCACCUCCUGAUCUGGAGCUGCCAGCAACAUUUUCACCUCGCAGUUCAGCCACCUUCGAUAACGGCACUUUUCUGCGUUCCACCAUGGAUCCUUUCAACCCGGCCUCCGCUACAGGCACCAAUGUCGUUGAUGUUAGUGAAGACAUCGUUAAAAGUUAUCCCACCUUCAGUCUUCAAAAGCCCAGCGUAUAUGAAGAGAAUCUCGGAUAUGAGUCAGCUCCUGCUUACGAGGUGAACUUCGAUUCCAACAUAUGGGCAGCGAUUGCAGAGGCGGCUCGUUUAGAGAUGUUAGGUAUGCGUAUUCCUGAAAUGGCUAGGCUUCUCGGUCUGCGACGCCGCUACUUCCAAUUCCUCGUGCUGCGACUGCAGGACAUUGUGGAUCGUUACGAGGCGGUGCGGCGUAAUUUAUCCCCCAUCAAGGCCGCGCUCCUGCAGCUCACUCUUCGGGACUUCAUUGCUCACUUUGAUCGUGGAGUUAACUAUCUAAAUUGGGAUAGUUUAGCAAUUGAUGACUUUUUGGAGCUGGCUGAGAAGAAAAUCCAAUCACUGGAGACACAGUUUAAGGAGAUAAAUAGGUGCUUCGCCAGCCUGCAGCAGGCCUGUUGCAAGAUAAAACGCAUAAAUCUCUUCAAGGAGCAGUCACGUGCAGUGCUAGUCUCUGCCAAGGAGUUUCUUGACUACGCCGAGGCGGCGCGCGAGAAUGACAUGGAGGAGUUGGCCACAGCUACACAGAACACCCUCGCCAAUGCUCUGAGCAAGUUGGAGGAGGCACUGUUCGACACCAGCACUCAUCGAUGUGAACAAAUGGCUUCUGUCUACUUGAUGUUUGAGCAGGGAUUGUUGGAAGCACUUGUCAAUAUGGUUCUAAGGAACGUCUGGCACUUCGUAGACCGGUUGGGUGGGAUGAAACCGGUCUUUCACAUUGAUGUUCUCCUCACUAACUCCGACAUCGUUCUCUAUCCAACUACUGGGGACCUCUAUAAGUGGAUGAUACAAACCAUUCGAGGAUGCACAGAUAGUACGCGUUUUUUCGUGCGAUGGAUGCGCGGAACCUGCCUUCCCUGUCCCUCCACACGAGGUGGUGACGGGGAGCGGGUGGUGAACAUUAACUUCUCGCAGGAGCUGGAGCGCUGCCCUCAAGUCUACGAACCCGAGACCGUCUUCAAUGAGAGGGUGGUCAAGCUUAACCGAAUCGUCAUUGAUUUUCUGCGGCGCCUUGUGCUCUAUACCAUGCUCUGGCAUCAGGACAAGAUGAAUGUGGUGGAGAAGUGGGUACAUAAGAAGCCACGCACGACCCGAGAUUUCGAAAUCCGCAUAAUGACGCUGCAGAAUUGGGCGGAGAGUCUCGCGCGGAUUAUUGGGCCACUGCGGGUGGUGCUAGCGGGCGCGUUGGGCCUGCGCAUGGGCUCCUUCAUGGACAGUGUAUACACACACCUCAGCGACUGGCUGCGCAUCUACCUGCGCUUUGUGUACGAAACCGCAGAGCAGAAGUAUGCCAGUGUCAUGAAAAUCCUACUAGAGAAGCGCGGGGUGCUGAAGAAGAAGCCUGUCUCCUUGGUGCAAAUGAAGCAGCUACUGAGCGUGAUGGGCGAGUUGGAGGGUGGAAUGUGCGAGAUGGUGGACGAGUGCGCCAGCGAUUUGUCCGAGCGCUACCGCCUCCUCCGCCAAUAUGGUGAUCCCGAGUAUCUCCAGCAGGUACCUAAGGAGCACUGGCACUCUCCCAACACACUGCGUCGUCGAUGGAAUGCCAUCAUCUUACGCGCCCUUGAAAUGGCCGCCAACAUCGCACCAAUGAAAGCUCAGUUCGCUUUUGGGGUGCGCGAUGUUGUGCAAGACUUCAAACGGAGGGUUAUGCUCUUUGUUGAAGACUAUAAACGGUCAGGUCCAGGAACCGAAUCACGCAAUCUCGACAACGGUUUAAAGAGUCUAGUCAAGUUCACCAAGCUUUCGGAUAACCUCGAAACAGAGCGAGUAGAUCUGCUUAGCAGUGAACGUCUCCUCGGACUACCAAUCUCUGCCUAUCCUGACUUGAAGACCAUUCGCUCAGAGCUGCACAAGUUGAAACCCAUCUAUGAGCUCUACAUCAAUCAGAAGACUGCACGCCAGGAUUGGGCUUUAAUGCUCUGGAAAGACGUCAAUAUCAAGUCGAUUCAGACGGCUACCCAAGAAUUCAUCGACACCUUCAAGGCGGCACCCAAAAAGAUUCGUUUGCUACCCUGUGCACGGAGGUUGUACACGGACUUGAAAAACUUCCAGGACUCACUUCUGUUGAUUGUCUACUUAAAGGACGAGGCCCUUCGGGACAGGCACUGGAAGCAGUUAAUGGAGAAGACUGGGAUCAGUUUCGAUAUUGACCCACUGACAUUUACCCUGGAGGGUGUCUUCGCGAUGGAGCUGCAUCACUACUCCGAAGUGAUUGCGGUUAUCGUGGCCAACGCUCAACGGGAACUUAUUAUUGAACAGAGCCUGGAGGAGAUAAAGCGUAUAUGGAAGGAGAUGAAGUUCACCCUUACCCUCUACACCAAGUGCAAGGGUCAGGCGUGUCCGGUGCUGGGAGGUCUGGAUGAUACCACCAAGGUGUUGGAGGACAACAUGCUGAGUCUACAGUCGAUUAGUGGGAGUCGCAAUGCAGCGCCCUUCGUCACCACUGUGCGUCAGUGGGAGAAGGACCUAAGCACCAUUAGUGAUAUCCUUGAGAAAUGGGUGAUUGUGCAGCAGAAGUGGAUGUACCUGGAAGUCAUCUUUGUAGCUGGUGAUAUCGCCAAUCAGUUACCAAAUGAAGCAAAAAGGUUUCAGAAGUUGGAUACCGCGUUUCGUAAGCUAAUGAAAGAGGCGAUGGAGGUGCAGUUCGUCAUGAAGUCCUGCCUCACUGAUCGUAAGUUAGAUACACUGUCAAUGCUGCAGAAUGAGCUGGAGUUCUGUCAAAAGGCGCUUAACGACUACCUGGAUGCAAAGCGCAACGCCUUUCCGCGAUUCUACUUCAUCUCCGACGAUGAGAUGCUCUCCAUUCUUGGUGGCAAGGAGGUUGGGUCUAUUCAGGAGCACAUUGUUAAGAUGUUUGAUAACAUAAAAGGCUACCAGUACCGACAGGAUGGCAAGAGCACGAUAAUUACAGCCAUGGUGUCGUGCGAAGAGGAGGUGAUGCCCUUCCAUCGGCCAGUCUACGUGGUGGGUAAGGUGGAGGAGUGGCUUCUCACCCAAGAGUCCGAGAUGCAGCGUUCCAACCGCCUCAUUACCAAGCGUGCCCUCUUCUAUUACUGCUACAAGAAAUUGCGUGUCAAUUGGAUGCUUGAUUUUCUCGGCAUGGUCGUGCUAGCCGCCACCCAGAUCUGGUUUACUUGGGAGACCGAGGACGUCUUCAAGCGCAUGAAAGCGGGUCAACGUCGUGCUCUAAAAGACUUUAACCGCAAACUUCUUGACCAGAUCUCCCAGAUUGUCCGCAUGGUGCGUGGCUACUUGGAGCCUAAUGUAAUGAAGAAGCUCGAAACCGUGCUCAUUCUCGACGUACACGCCAAAGACAUCAUUGAAAGCUUCAUCCGCGAUAGCAUCCACGCCGUUGAAGAAUUUGAGUGGGAGUCCCAGUUGCGAUUUUACUGGGUUCGCGACCUGGACAACCUGAAGGUGCGCCAGGUCUCUGCAGAGUUUGACUAUGGAUACGAGUACUUCGGCAUGAAUGGGAGGUUGGUCAUCACGCCACUCACGGAUCGUAUCUACCUGACUUUGACUCAGGCGCUUUCGCUGUGUUUGGGAGGUGCGCCUGCAGGCCCCGCAGGCACGGGCAAGACGGAGAGUACGAAAGACUUGGCCAAGGCUAUGGGACUCCUAUGUGUGGUGACUAAUUGUGGCGAGAGCAUGGACUAUAAGUCCUUUGGAAGGCUGAUGAUGGGUCUCUGCCGCGUGGGAUGCUGGGGCUGUUUUGAUGAGUUCAAUCGCAUUGAGGUCUCCGUCCUCUCCGUGGUCACCUCACAAAUUCAGGCCAUUCAGACUGCCCUUAAGGCCAAGGCCACCGUUUUUCAGCUGGAGGGCCAGGAGACGGUGCUGAACAGUCAUAUCGGCUAUUUUAUUACAAUGAAUCCAGGCUACGCGGGUCGCACGGAGCUGCCUGAGUCACUGAAGGCCCUCUUUCGUCCCGUCGUGGUCAUUGUGCCCGACCUCGAGUACAUUUGCGAGAUUAUGCUCUUCGCUCAGGGCUUUCUCACUGCGAGAGAAUUAGCCAAAAAGCUGACCACCAUGUACCGCCUGGCGAAGGAGCAAUUGUCCCAGCAAUACCACUACGACUUUGGGCUGCGAGCCCUCAAGUCGGUGCUCUCAAUGGCGGGCGGAAUAAGACGUGCCGAUCCCGAGAAUCGGGAGGACAAGCUACUAAUGCGCGCACUGAAGGACACCAAUCUGCCCAAGUUUGUGCAUGAAGAUGUGGCCCUCUUCAUGGGUCUUGUACAGGAUCUGUUCCCUGGAGUGGAACUCGUCCUUCAAAGCUCAGAUCCCGACCUCAUUUUCGCAGCUACCGCAAUACUCAAGUUUCAGAGGUACUCUGUCAUUGAGGAACAGCUACAAAAGGUAAUCCAUCUGCGAGACACGCUGGCAGUCCGUCAUGCAGUUAUGCUUGUCGGUCCAACACUGGGAGGAAAGACCACUGUACUUAGUACUCUGGCCAACGCCCAAAGAAUAAUGGGUCUUCCCACAAAGCUGCACACCAUUAAUCCAAAAGACCGUUCCGUAAACGAGCUCUAUGGCACCCUGGAUCCCGCCAGUCGUGAGUGGACUGACGGUCUGCUUUCCAUGAUUUUCCGUCAAAUCAACACACCCACGGAGCAGAACGAGCGACGCUACAUCGUCUUCGAUGGUGAUGUGGAUGCUCUUUGGAUUGAGAACAUGAACUCUGUGAUGGAUGACAAUCGAUUGCUUACUCUAGUCAACGGGGAGCGUAUUAAGCUGCAGCCCUAUUGUGCUCUCCUAUUUGAGGUCGGGGAUUUGAGGUUCGCUUCGCCUGCUACCGUCUCGCGUUGCGGUAUGGUCUACGUGGACCCCAAAAAUCUCAGUUAUGAGGCCUAUUGGAAUGCCUGGCUAAUGAGCAUUCACAACGAGAAUAUCAGUGGUGCCUUGGAAUUCCUCUAUAAGAAGUACGUUCCCCAUCUGAUGGAUCUCAUCUUCGAGGGCAUUGUUCCAGCGGGUAGGUUCGGCGGACCCAAAACUCGCAGACAACGUCUCUCCACUGAAUCAGCCAAAGAAGGUGCACUGGCUGGUGGUGCCGCGGCAUCAGCAGGAGGUGGAGGCGGUGGCAGCGGAGCCGGUGGUGGAGGUGGCGAGGACUCCUCCAAAACCAAGAAGAUCAUCCACGUGGUUCCCACCAGCCAAAUGCAUACCAUCAUCCAGUUUUGUUCUUUACUUUCCGGUCAGCUGGACGAGGGCAGCGAACCGGGUAGCGACAAUUGGGGAAAGUUGCCUAGUCUUGCCGAAGCUGAUGGGCCCAAGUCAAAAGCAUCUAAAGACGCGACGUUAGUGGCGGGGGCGCUUGAGGUGACGGAGGAGGGUGAUGAAGUGACUGCAGCAGAGACGGAGACGUUGCGGACUGCAGCGGAGUCGUCAGUAUACACCUUGGUUUCGGCGGGGACAGGCCUAGGAACCAGCGCAGAAGAAGCGGCUGUUGAGGCAGACCUAGCUGCGCCUCAUGCAACGGAAAUGCCGACUAUCGGCCUCGACCCUGUUCUUACUUAUGACAGCCCUGAUGCUUUGGAAGCCGUUUUUCUAUACUGCCUCUUCUGGGCCUUUGGCGCCCCGAUGCAUCUGCAUGAUCAAAUCAUCCUGGAUGAGACUAUCAAGGCGCUUUCUGGAUUGGGAAUGUAUGAUGAAGGGGAAGGAAUGGGUUUCGUUGCUCCUGGUGUGAUUCCAUGUCACUCAGACCACCUCUUUGACUACAUGUUCGAUCUAAAGGAAUUGCACUGGGUGGAAUGGCGUCGUCUCGUCCCCAAGUACAUUCACAAUACAGCCGUGCCCUAUCCCGAAAUCGUUGUACCGACGGUUGAAACUGUCAAGCUUGAAUGGAUUCUCAAAGAAAUGUUUCUGAUAAAUCGACCACUGAUUAUGGUUGGCGAAACUGGCACCAGCAAGACGGCGACCGCCCUGUCCACCAUCCAAUCCCUGAAUCCCGAUGUUACAUGCUCUCUCGUAAUCAAUUUCUCCUCCCGCACCUCCUCCAAAAAUGUUCUCCGUAGUCUCAACGCCAACGUUGAGAAACGUGCCAAAGGAGUGUACGGCCCUAUGCCGGGCAAGAAGCUCAUAGUCUUCAUUGACGACCUUAACAUGCCACAGGAAGACGAAUACGGCACUCAACAGCCCAUAGCGCUGAUGCGAAUGAUCCUGGAGCAUGGAGGGCUCUUCGAACAGGGCAAGGAUUUAGUGUGGCGAGCGUUGAAGGACAUGACCUAUGUGGGUGGUAUGGGUCCACCUGGUGGCGGACGCAGAUCUUUAGAUCCACGCUUUGUCUCUUUCUUCUCCAUCUUUCAUUGUCUACAGCCCUCGGCCGACAGUUUGAAGAAGAUUUUUGGUAGCAUACUCGAUGGUCACUUCGCCAUAGGAUUCUCGAAGAAAUUGCAGGCCAUAAUUGAAGACAUUACGAGCAUGAGCAUUGAGACAUACUUUGAGAUUAAGAACCGCCUUCUCCCUACCCCAACAAAGUUUCAUUACACUUUUAAUCUGAGGGAUAUCUCGAGGGUGUUCCAGGGGAUAUGUCAGGCCACUCCAGGAAAAUUCAAGGGGCCUAAAAAGGUCCUGCGACUGUGGCGACAUGAGGUUCUACGAUGUUUUCAUGAUCGUCUCAUUAGCAAUGUGGAUCAGAACAUCGUAGAGGGAAUCGUAGCAAGUAUGCUAAGAAAGUACUUCGAGGCGGACAUGGACUACGCUGCGAUGGAUCCGAUCAUCUUUGGAGAAUACUGGGCUGCAGGCACCGAGGAGGAGGUGGUCUACUAUGAGGACAUGCAAGACUUCGAUGUGUGCAAGGCCAUCGCCGAGGAGCUGCUGCUGGCUUAUAACGAGCAGGUGGGUAACCUCAACCUGGUCCUAUUCAACGACGCAUUGAACCACUUGAGCAUCGUGCACCGGAUCCUACGACUGCAAGGCAGUCACGCCCUCCUCGUGGGAGUCUCAGGCUCUGGCAAGAAAGCACUUGCCAAGUUGGCUGCAUUCAUCGCGGGCCUACGUACUUUUGAGAUCAGUUUGAGCAAUGCCUACGGCGAGCCGGAGCUCUGCGAGGACAUCAAGCGGUUAUACAUGCAGAUGGCGGAGAAUACAGACCAAUAUACAUUCAUAUUUACGGACACACACGUUCGUAACGAAGGGUUCCUGGAGUUCGUGAACAACAUCCUCACCACGGGCUGCCUGGUGUCGCUCUUCUCAGAAGAAGACAAGGAUGGCGUUAUAAACAAUGUGUGGCCCAAGGCGGAGGCGGCGCUGAAAGCCAUAGGGGGCUCCACGGCCACUGUCACCAAGGAGACGGUGUGGAAGUGGUUCGCCCGUGACUGCACCUCCCGCCUCCACAUGACCCUUUGCAUGAGCCCCGUGGGAGACGAUCUGCGCACGCGGUGUCGCAAUUUCCCCGGCAUCGUUAACUGCACCACCAUAGAUUGGUUCUUCCCAUGGCCAGAGCAGGCACUCUAUGCUGUUGCCUGUAGCCUCAUUGAUCCUAAGGACCAAAUUGUGCCACGCAGACACUGGGAGGCGGUGAUAGUGAACAUCGUUAACAUCCACAUCUCCGUGAAGGAGGCCUCGGCAGAGUUCAAGCAGCAGCUGCGACGCGAUAACUACGUCACGGCCACAAAUUACAUCGGUUUCAUUGAGGGCUACAAGAAGCUCCUCAGAGAGAAAACAGAAGAAAACGAAGCAAGUCAGGACCGAUUGAAGGUGGGUUUAGAGAAGUUGAAGGAGACAGCCAAACAAAUCGACGAGUUGAACACGAAGAUGGCAAUCCAGAAGGUGGUACUGGAAGAGAAGACGCUGUCAUGCGAGGAGCUGAUGAAGGAGAUUGAGGAGUCCACUAACGCCGCCACUAUCAAAAAGACCGAGGCGCAGGCCAAAUCUAUUGAAGUUGCGGCACAGCAGAAAGUCAUCACCAAGGAGAAGGGCGAAGCUGAGGAUGCCUUAGCCGAGGCCUUACCAGCACUGGAAGCUGCAAAAAGGGCGCUUGACGAGUUGGAAAAAGCUGAUGUCACCGAAUUUCGCGCCUUUGCAACUCCACCUAAACCCGUUCAGCUUGUGGGUGAGUGUCUAUGCCACGUAAUGUCAGCGGCAGAGAUAAGCUGGAAGGCGGCUCGUGGUCUCAUGGCAGACGCCAAUUUCAUUGGUACUCUACAGACCAUGGACUGUGAGGCGAUUCCUCAAAGGAACAUCAACGCCAUCAAAGAUCUCCUCUCCAAGCGUGGUGUUGGCUACGAGGAGGUGCGUGCAGCCAGCAAGGCGGGUGGUGGCUUCUUCAAGUUCAUCCUCUCUGUGGUGAGUUUUUACGAGGUGGCAAAGAUGGUUCGCCCCAAACGGGAGCGCGUGAGGGCGCUGGAGCGCGAGUUGGCCAAAGCAGUGCGCGAAUUGCAGAUGUUGACGGACCAAGUAAAUCAACUGGAGGAUAUGCUGCUUAACUUGCGACGCCAGUUCGCUGAGGCACAAAACGAGAUGGACCGACUGCGGAAUGAGAUGAACAUUAUGCUUCGGCAGCUAUUGGCUGCCGAGAAACUGACUACGGGGUUGGCAUCGGAGAAGAUUCGGUGGAUAGAGACAGUUGCAGCCCUCCAACAUGGCAAAAAGAAGCUGAUGGGUCACUGUCUCCUGGCCUCAGCUUUCCUCAAUUACCUCGGUCCCUUCACUCAGGAGUUCCGAACACACCUGCUGUAUAAAGAGUGGUUCGACAAUCUUGUCAUUGAUGAUAUCCCUAUGACAGAGGGCUUCAAGGUGGAUGAGCUGCUGACCACCGAGGUGGAGAUCUCCAUAUGGAAUUCGCAGGGCCUGCCGCCUGAUGAGUUGAGCAUUCAGAAUGCUAUUCUUACUAUAAAAGGACCCAAAACGCCCGUGUGCAUUGACCCUCAAGGGCAGGCCACCAAUUGGCUUCGUGUGAUGGAACACAACCCCCGAGAUGAGACCCGCUCUAUCAAGAUUACCACACUGAACGACCCAAUGUUUUUGCGUACUUUGGAGAACUGCAUCAAAUUUGGAGUUGCAAUUAUGUUCACUUCGAUUGAGGAGAGCAUCGACCCCGUCCUGAACAACAUCCUAAGUCGGAAUAUUAGAAAGGACCGAGGCAGGGAGGUAGUGGUACUGGGCGACCGGGAGGUGGAAUACGACCAGGGCUUCCGUCUUUACAUGACCACAAAGCUACCCAACCCGCGCUUCUCUGCAAACCUCUUCAGCCACGCCUGUAUCAUCAACUAUACUGUCACACCCACUGGUCUUGAGGGUCAACUGCUCUCUGCCCUGGUGAAGUACGAGCAGAAGGAGUUGGAGGACAAACGGGAGUACCUCAUCAAAGCAACGAGCGAGAACAAGCGUAUAUUGAAGGAGUUGGAGGAUCGCCUGCUGCUAGAACUGGCUACCCAAACAGGCAAUAUCCUCGAUAACUGGGAAUUGAUCGAGACGCUGGAGAAGACGAAAGCCAAGGCUGUGGAGGUGGGCAGAGCCCUCGAACAGACCGCCGCUAUCUCCAUUGACGUGGAUAGGCAGCGCAAUGCCUACCGCCCCGCUGCUCGUCGUGGAGCAAUACUCUUCUUCAUAAUCGCUGAUCUGGCGAUGGUGGAUCCCAUGUAUCAGUUCUCUCUCUCCGCCUUUCUGCAGGUCUUUCUCAAGUCCCUCAAACGCGCCAUGCCAAAUAGUUCGCUGCCUCGAAGACUGGAGAAUAUCAAGUCCACUCUAACCUUUCUUGUCUUCUCCUAUGGCUGUACUGCCAUAUUUGAGGAGCACAAACUUCUCCUCUCCUUCCAAUUGGCCAUCCGUUUACAGCAGGAUGCAAGAAAGCUCCGCCCAAAGGAGCUAAACUACUUCAUUCGUGGCAAUCUCUGUCUGACAGACCAGUACUUUCCCCCACCGCACCCAUGGAUCCCGUUGGCUACAUGGCGGGAUUGUCUCUAUUUGGCCACCUUUCUGCCGAAGAAGUUUGGACAGCUGCCUGAGAGUGUGGUCAAGCAUCCAGAGGUGUGGAAAGAGUGGUACGAAUCAGAGGCGCCGGAAAUAGAGAGACUACCGGGGCGGUAUGACAAACUGACGCAGUUUUCGCGCCUUUGUCUGGUGCGCACGUGGCGCAUUGACAGAGUGCCCGCUGCAAUCUCGCUUUUUAUCAACGCCACAAUGGGCCACAGCUACGUGGCGCCGCCAAUGACCCUGCUCAACGAGGUCCUCGUCUCCACCUCACCUACAAUACCCAUCGUGCUCAUCGUCAAGCCCGGGUCCGACCCACCCGCUGCGCUCACCACUCUGGCGCUCAGUGUCGACUUUGGAGUGAACAGGAUAAAGUAUCUGUCGCUGGGACAGGGUCAAGAGGCGGCCGCAGAAAGCCUCUUCUCUAGUUGCUUGGCAAGGGGUCACUGGCUGGUGUUUCAAAAUUGCCAUCUCCUACUCUCCUACACCUCUAAGCUGGAGAAGAUGCUAGAAAGUGCGGUGAAUCCGCAUCCCGACUUCCGUCUUUGGCUUACCACAGAGCCUGUCACCACCUUUCCUGUCGGCCUGCUCCAAAUCGCCUACAAGGUUGUAAUGGAACCACCGAGUGGACUGCGUCAAAAUAUUAUGGGUUCAUUGAACAAGCUCGACGAAACCCAAUUUGUGGCCUCCACACACCCCAAGUACCGCUCCAUUAUGUUUGUUCUGAUCUUCCUCCACGGAAUUCUGCAGGAGCGUCGACGCUACGGGAAACUUGGCUGGAAUGUCCCAUACGAUUUCGCUGAUGCUGACCUCCUGGUCUCUCUACUCAUCCUGCAGAAAUCUCUCAAUGAAACCCAAGAGGGUGAUGCGAUCAAGUGGCCAAGCAUUAAGUACCUGAUUGGCGAGGUGAUGUACGGGGGACGGACUAUUGACAACUAUGACAGGCGCGUAUUGAAGACCUACAUGGACGAGUACUUUGGCGACUUCCUAUUCGACGAGUUCCAGCCUUUCCACUUCUACUGUGAUAACAAUGUGGAUUAUAUGAUUCCCGGUGAACCGGAUGGAACGACUGAUUACCGCGAAAAUUUCUUAAUAACCUUGGAUGUGUGGCCUGUGCAACAAAGGCCCAACGUCUUCGGUCUGCACCCCAACACUGCAAUCGGAUACGCGGUGAGAUUUGCACGUAGCCUUUGGACGAACCUGCAGAACCUUCUGCCGGAAACGGACAACGUCACAGGCAUUCCGGAUGGUGCUGCGCUCUCGCGAGCUGCUCUGGAUGUAAGUGAACUACUCAAGGAGAUGGAGAAGACUGCUAAUGAGGCGGCGAAAGCAGCAGAGGAACAGGAAACAGCGGAGGUGGAGGAGGGCAGGGAGAAGCUACCACCACCGCCACCUCUCAGAAAGAAGUGGAAGCGAAAGAGGAAAACCAAGCAAAUGAGCACUCCACCUUUGGGGUCAGGUGUGUUGCUAUUUGGAGGAGAAGCUGAAGAGGCGGAAGAAGAGGAAGGGGAAGAAGGAGGAGAGGAAGUAGAGGAAAGAGCUGAGGGGGUGGGAAUGGAGGAAGAGGAAGAAAAGUGGGAUUUAGAUGAGGAGGGUUUAGAAACUGAGGAGUCUUCAAUGACCACACCGGAGGAUGACAGUGAUGAUAACACCACUGUUAACGAGGAGGAAGAACUAGCACCAGGAGUAGAGAAGAAGGCGAAGUCCGCCUCAGCGACGACCACGACCAUGGGUGCAGGAAUGCUGGCGAAAGACGCUGUGCUAGAUGCAAUGGCCACGAGUAUUCUGUCCCGUCUUCCAUCGCCCUUCGACAUGAUUGGCCUGCGCAAGAAGCACAUGGUGGGAGAGAUAUCGCCCACCCUCGUGGUGCUCAUUCAGGAGGUAGAUCGCUUCAACCUCAUCCUACAGGAAAUGCGCUCAUCGCUGCGAGAACUAAGACGUGCAAUUGCUGGCGAGGUGGGGAUGUCAACAGAAUUGGACGAUGUGGCUGCCUGCCUGGGGAGGGGUAGCAUUCCCGCCUCCUGGAGGAGACUUGUACCAGCAACAGAGAAGAGUCUUGCAGACUGGUUGCAACAACUGCUACAAAGACAUGAACAGUAUAAGAAUUGGUCUAACGGGGGAAGGAGCGAGCCCCCUGUGAUGUGGUUAUCAGGCCUCCACCUUCCCCAGUCCUACCUCACGGCGCUGGUGCAAAAGGCCUGCCGGAAGAAUGGAUGGGCCUUGGACAAGUGCACCAUGUCCACCUCCGUCACCGACAUCCUCCCUGCCGAUACCUCCACCAUUCUCAUGGCACCUGACGUCGGUUGCAAUGUGGUUGGCCUGUACCUCGAAGGAUCUGGCUGGAGUGUCGAGGAGCACAGCAUGGUCCAUCAGUCACCGCGAAUGCUGAUCCAGGAGUUGCCGGUGAUUCGCCUCACACCCAUCGAGCGUCACAAACUGAAACUGACGGGUACCGUGGAGGUGCCUGUUUACGUGACGAGCUCGCGACGCAACGCCAUGGGUGAGGGCUACGUCACCAAAUUGGACAUGCCCACCAAUGAGCACGACUCCUUCUGGAUCCUCGAAGGAGUGUGCAUCAUACUUAACACCGACUGA
Molecule: messenger RNA, 15462 nt
Organism: Echinococcus granulosus
Lineage: Eukaryota; Metazoa; Platyhelminthes; Cestoda; Cyclophyllidea; Taeniidae
Product: Dynein heavy chain 10, axonemal
Exons: 57
Coding region: 1-15462 (5153 amino acids)
Biological process (GO): microtubule-based movement
Cellular component (GO): dynein complex
Molecular function (GO): ATP hydrolysis activity; minus-end-directed microtubule motor activity; dynein light intermediate chain binding
Source: RefSeq, a predicted model, not a curated record